Molecule: messenger RNA, 2059 nt
Organism: Oncorhynchus tshawytscha (Chinook salmon)
Lineage: Eukaryota; Metazoa; Chordata; Actinopteri; Salmoniformes; Salmonidae
Gene: depdc7a
Product: DEP domain containing 7, paralog a
Exons: 9
Coding region: 299-1876 (525 amino acids)
Biological process (GO): intracellular signal transduction
Source: RefSeq, a predicted model, not a curated record
ACAUAUUCUCGGUCUUUUCAUAUUCUAAAUGUCUAAAAAGCGAAAUACUUAUCAUGUAAAUGAGGUUGGAGGUGGAGGCGUUAUUUAACGUUGUAAUCGUCCUGAAUAACGUAUAGUGAGCGAGGCGGUUUCGGGUCGACUUUGCAGUUACGUCACUGUGGUGCGAGAAGGGACUUCGGAGAAGCAAGAGGACAGACGUUAGUAGUAGGAGCCAAAUGAUACCGUGGAAACGAGAGGUAGCCGUUUAGCGCUCCGGGAACUGUUUUCAUGCUGCACAAACCACGAGGGAGAGCAGGGCAUGGCCGGUAAGCCGUUCCGGGCCACCUUCAUCUGGAGCAGCAUCAUCGCCAACCUCCAGCAGCGCAUCCAGGUCAAGCGCCACCGUCAUAAGCUCAAGACCUACCAUGACUGUUUCCUGGGGUCAGAGGCUGUGGACGUGGUGCUGGCCCAUGUCAUCCAGUCACGGUUCUGCGGCGAUGCCGAGGUGCCUCGCUCCAAGGCCGUACGCCUCUGCCAGGCCCUGAUGGAUUCGCGGGUGUUCGAGGCGGUGGGCACCAACGUAUUUGGGAAUAAGGAGAAGAGGCGUGCCACCUUCGAGGACAGUAGCUGUAGUCUGUACCGGUUGCUUCCGCUUCCGUCUAGUCCCACUACCAUGACCAGCUCGCACUCGACGAGCACCAUCACCAUCGAGAGUGGAUACGACUCGCCGAGCAAACACCGGAACAGCUACAGCCCACCUCUCAAACGUAAAGAGGACCAGUACUCCAACAACCACUCUCCGGUCAAAACAGACAAAUCACUAGAGGACGUGUUGGGGAACCUCAACAUCACCUCAACCAUCACCCCACAGAUGAUCAACCUCGGCCUCUCACAGGAGUUGGUGGGUGAGGUGUGGCGCCAGCAGACGGUGUUCAGGCUGCUACAGCUGAUAGAGCUCCCCCUUCUGGAGAGUCUGUUGGAGGGAGAGGAGCGGCCCAGGCCCCCUCUACACAGCAUGGACAGUGACCCAGACCUGCUCUACACAUCCAGCUACCUGGACAGAGAGGUCCUGAAGGCCUUCAGCGAAGCACAGGCUGAUGAGUGGUUGUCGGCGGCGGUGGACUGUCUGGAGUUCCUGCCAGAUGACUUGGUGGUUGAGGUGAGCAGGGGUCUGCCCCGCUGCGGUGAGGACCAGGGCCAGUGUAAGAGACUGGUGUAUGGGAUCCUGGUCCAGCACUACGGAGAGACACAGCACCCUCCACUACUCAGCAACCACGUCUUCGACAUCCACUCCAGCAUCUCUGAACUACUGGUGAAUGGGAAGAGGGAGCAGGCUCUGGAGGCCCUACAGCUGUGUCUGAAACUACAGGACUCUCGCAGUAAAGAGGAGCUACGCAGACUGCUGCGAUUCAUGGCCGUCGCUGCCAAACCGCAGGAGGUCAAACUGCACAAAGAGGUAGAGAACAGGAUGGCGGUGAAGAGAUCUUUCUCUGGUGCCAUCGUCUACAGCAUGAGACUGGCCAAGGGGAAGGUUGACCUGCUGGUGCUGUUUAUGGUGGAAAACCACUGUGACGUCUUCAAGAUUCCAGUGUCGUUGCACAAACUUGUGAGCGAUAGACUGACCAACAUUGUGAAGAGGAAAGACCCACAAGUCUUAACAUGUAUGGGAGCUUUUGGUGUCUCCUCUACAUAUUGCAGGCGAGUCAAUGGAAGAGCGUACGUGGAGAGCAAACAGAAGACUACCAAAGAGGAACUAUGGGCUCUACUGAAGACAAUCCACGAGAACCCCAAACUGUCCAACAAAGAGAAGAGACGCUUGCUGGGACAGUUCUACAAGGGGCAUCCUGAGAUCUUUGUCCAGUACUUUGGAAGCAGAUUGUCAAGUGAUGAUCUGUAGCUAACUAGGGUGAUAUUUAAGUGAAUAACUAAUGUAUUAUUUGUAAAAAAAUAAAAAUAAAAAGACAGACAAAGGUGAUGUAAAUGUUGUAAAAAUGCAGUGUACUAAUAGAUUUUAUUUACUUCACUCAUGUGAAGAGUUGAAUGUGAAAGCUUUAAUAAAAUGUGAGAAUUGUUUUUAUAA